This is a messenger RNA of Pantherophis guttatus, 2589 nucleotides long. NCBI's taxonomy places the organism in Eukaryota, Metazoa, Chordata, Lepidosauria, Squamata, Colubridae. The record is from RefSeq and is a predicted model, not a curated record.
AUGGAUUGUGCCAUUGAAUUAGAACCUGGGGCCAAGUUACCAAAACCCAGAAUGUACUCCAUGACGCCUGCGGCGGAAAUGACAGAAUUGAGGAAGUACAUUGAUACCAACUUAGCCAGACGAUUCAUCGAGACUGCAAAAUCUAGAGUGGCAGCCCCUGAGAUCAAUGAAAAUACUCAGAUCCUGCCCAAUGUCACACUGGGCUUUCACAUCUAUAAUAGCAAUUUUAGUCCAGGUUGGACUUACCUUGCUUCCAUGGGGCUUCCCUUCACCCAGGGUAAAUUCAUUCCUAACUACAAAUGUGGGGUCCCCCAAAACCUGGCUGCUGUCCUUAUGGGACCUGACAUCUGUCUUCAUGUGGGAACUGUUCUAAACAUCUACAAAGUUCCUCAGCUGACCUAUGGCUCUGCUCCACUCAUGAAUAAAGAGACUCAAGCAGUUUUCUUCCAACAAAUGUUUCCAGAUGAAUCCCACCAGCAUAGUGCUCUUCUCCAGCUCUUGUUGCAUUUUAGAUGGAUCUGGAUUGGAGUUCUGGCCGUGAAUGAUGACAAUGGAGAGAAAUUUGUCCAGGAGGUGCUUCCCAUGUUUUCCCAGCAUGGCAUCUGCUUUGAUUUCAUACAAGACUUUCCUUAUGUAGCAUUUUACAUUGAUUUUAAUGUUCAAGUAGCUGAAGGACUCCAUAUAUACCAAGUUCUCAUGAACAGCACAGCCAAUGUCAUAGUCUUAUAUGGUGAAAGUAGGUCCAUAACUUUUCUGAGAAUGUAUUUGCAAUUGUCAGAAGUGGAAGAUAUACCAAAGAAGACAAAAAUCUGGGUUACAACAGCUCAGACAGAUUACACUUCCAAUUCCUUUCAUAGAUCAUGGGAUAUCCAUUUCCUGCAAGGUGCUUUAUCCUUUGCAAUUCACACAAAGGACAUUGAAGACUUUCCAAAGUUUCUUGAAAGUAUAAGUCCAAUCAACAACCAGCAUGAUUAUUUUAGGAAAGAUUUCUGGGAACAGGCAUUCAACUGUUUCUUCACCAAUCCUGAAGCAGAAACGUCUGAGAAGAAAUGUACUGGACAGGAGAGGCUUGAGACCCUUCCUACAUCCGUGUUUGAAACACGCAUGAGUGGCCAGAGCUAUAAUAUUUACAAUGCAGUCUAUGCUGUGGCACAUGCUUUGCAAUCUCUGUAUUUAUCAAAGUCCAGGCAAAAGAUAGUAGUGAAAGAAAGAAGGCAGCAGUUUCCGAACCAAGUGUUAUGGCAGCUUAAUUCCUUUCUAAGAAGUGUCUCAUUCAACAACAGUGUUGGUGAAAAGAUCACUUUUGACAAAAAUGGAGAAUUCAUUGGCGGAUUUGAUAUUAUCAACUGGAUCACAUUCCCAAACCAGUCCUUUAUUAGGGUCAAAGUUGGGAGAAUAGACCCCACAGCUCCACCUGACAAAUUCUUCAAUAUCUCUGGGGAUUCCAUUGCUUGGCCAGUAGGCUUUCCUCAGAACACUUUGACUGGAACUUCUCUGGAGGUCAAGAUGGCCACAAUCAUGCUCACCUUUUGUGAGACUCUAAAACCUGGUACCACGACCAGGGCACCACCUUGGUCUUUAUGUAAUGAUCCUUGUAGGGCAGGAUACAGCAAGGUCAAGCAAGAAGGGGAGUCAUUUUGCUGCUAUGAUUGUCUUCCAUGUCCAGAAGGGAAAAUAUCAGAGGAGAAGGACAUGGAUGACUGUUUUCGGUGCCCAGAUGAUCAUUAUCCAAACCCUGACAGAAAUACAUGCCUUCCAAAGCAGAUUAGCUUUUUAUCCUAUGAAGAACCCAUGGGGAUCAGUCUUACCGCCCUUUCUCUUUGUUUUUGUUUAAAGACAAUUUUGGUGCUUAUAAUUUUCAUUAAGUAUAAAGAUACUCCCAUUGUCAAAGCCAACAACCAGAAUCUCACCUACACGCUCCUUGUUUCUCUCCUCCUAUCUUUCCUUUGUGUGUUUCUAUUUAUUGGGAGACCCAACAAAAUUCUGUGUCUCCUUCGACAACCAGCUUUUGGACUCAUCUUCUCUGUGGCAGUUUCUUGUGUAUUGUCCAAAACCUUUGUAGUGGUUCUAGCAUUUAUGGCCACCAAACCUGGCUCCAACAUGAGGAAAUGGGUGGGUGGGAGAAUGGUCAUUUUUAUUCUUUUUUCCUGCUCCCUUGUUCAAACCACUAUUUGCAUAGUAUGGUUGACAAUUUUUCCACCAUACCCAGAUUUUGAUAUGCAGUCAAUGUCUGAAGAAGUCAUCCUGGAGUGCAGUGAGGAAUCGAUCAUGUCCUACUGUGUUUUGGGCUUUAUGGGUUUUCUUGCUCUGGUUAGCUUCUCUGCUGCUUUUUUAGCUAGGAAGUUACCUGAUAGCUUCAAUGAAGCCAAAUUCAUAACCUUCAGCAUGUUGGUCUUCUGCAGUGUUUGGCUUUGCUUUGUUCCAACUUAUCUAAGCACAAGGGGGAAAUAUAUGUUGGCUGUGGAGAUCUUCUCCAUGAUUUCCUCCAAUGCUGGCUUAUUAGUGUGUAUCUUUCUUCCCAAGUGUUUUAUCAUUGUGAUUAGACCUGAACUGAACAACAAACAUCAGCUAAUGAAAAGAAAAUUGUAA